Messenger RNA from Saccostrea cuccullata (small rock oyster), 1317 nucleotides. RefSeq lists its product as uncharacterized. The coding region runs from base 1 to 1317 and encodes 438 amino acids. Gene Ontology annotation, biological process: deoxyribonucleotide biosynthetic process. Gene Ontology annotation, molecular function: ribonucleoside-diphosphate reductase activity, thioredoxin disulfide as acceptor. Lineage: Eukaryota; Metazoa; Mollusca; Bivalvia; Ostreida; Ostreidae. The transcript has a single exon. Gene Ontology annotation, cellular component: cytosol. The record is from RefSeq and is a predicted model, not a curated record.
AUGUCAUUCCUUAGCAGUGAAAACCAAGAGAUUGCUCAGCCUAUGGAACUUUCCCUUUUUGCCUCCCCAUCCAAUCAGGUUGCAGUUGAAAAGGUUUAUUAUACGGAAGCAAGACCGAUUUCUAAUAUAAGUGCCUCAGAUACUCCAAUUGAAAUUGUUGUGUCUGGAGCAGGAGCUGAAUAUAUUGAUCUCAGGAAAAGUAAACUGUAUGUUAAAGCUAGGAUUAUAAAAGCUGAUGGUCAAGCUUUGGCUGCGGCUGAAAAAACCGGAAUAAUAAAUUUGCCUUUACAAAGCAUCUUCUCCCAGAUGGAUAUUUAUUUGAAUAACAAAUUAAUAUCUCUGAAUACUACCAACUACCCUUGGAAAGCUUAUAUGAAAACCGUAUUAUUUAGCGGUCGAGAUGAAUUGUUAUCUCAGAAACAAUCGCAGUUGUUUACAAAAGACGAAGGGAAUUUAGCAGAUCCAAAUGCAUAUAAUGGCGGAAAUGCAGGCUUAGUCGAAAGAUAUUCUUAUACACAGAAAAGCAAUGUUUUUGAAAUGGAAGGAAGCUUAAUGGAAGAUAUAUUUGACCUUGAUAAGUACCUUAUCAAUGGUGUAGAUAUUUACAUGAAAUUAUUCCGAUCAUGCAUACCAUUUAUUAUCAUGUCUGCGGAGGCAUCCCCUGCUUACAAACUAGAACUUUUAGAUGUUGUGUAUAAAGUUGCAAAAGUGAGAGUUGAUCCUGGAGUAUUAAUCAAUCACAGUAAACAGAUAGAAUCUACCCCAGCCAAAUAUAUUUUACCAAGAAACGAAGUGAAGAUGAAUACCAUACCGAAAGGAUCUACGGAAUUUUACUGGGACAAUAUAUUCCCACAGGCUGUACCUGAUCGUAUAAUAAUUGGUCUAUUGUCUCAAAGUGCUGUUAAUGGAGACUACUCAGCCAAUCCAUUCAAUUUUGCACCGUAUGCAAUAACAGAUGUGGGUGUUUAUAUUAACGGUGAAAGUAUACCCGGUAGACCAUUAAAAUUGGACUUCGAAGCUGGAAACUAUGCUUCAGCCUAUGCGCGAUUAUUUGAACCUUGUGGAAAGUGGAACAAAGAUACAGGCUUAUACAUAGACAGAGAAGACUUUGGGAAAGGUUAUGCAUUUUACGUGUUUACUAUCAAUCCUUGUGGAUUUGGAGAAGAGUAUAUAAACUUGAUACGUCGUGGAAAUACUAGAGUAGAGCUGAAAUUUAAGACUGCUACUACAGAAGCCUUAAACGCCGUGGUAUUUUCAACUUACUCAGCCUUGCUUGAAAUUAACAAAGCUCGUGAUAUCAACUACAUUCAACCAUGA